GCCGGACCCAGGGGGACGGGAGCCUCGGGAGCGAGAAGCAGUAGCUGCAGCAGCUCGGCAGGCAGCUCCAGCUGAUCGAUGGAGUCCGGACAAUGUCGCUCCGCCGCGGAGGCGCUUCUCUUCUUCCUCCUCUUCCUCCUCCUGCCGCCGCCGUUCCUGCUGCUUACCGCGUCUCCCCAAGAUGUUGAUGAAUGUGCACAAGGUAUUGAUGAUUGCCACCCAGAUGCAAUUUGUCAGAAUACUUUGAAAUUAUAUAAGUGCACAUGUAAGCCAGGAUACAGUGGAGAAGGAAAAACUUGUGAUGAUAUUGAUGAAUGUGAUAAUGAGUUCAAUGGAGGAUGUGUCCAUGAAUGUUUCAACAUUCCAGGCAAUUAUCGCUGUAUAUGUUAUGAUGGCUUCAUGUUGGCUCAGGAUGGUCAUAAUUGUCUUGAUAUGGAUGAAUGCUUGGUAAAUAAUGGAGGUUGUCAACAUGCUUGUAUCAACAUAGUGGGUAGCUAUGAAUGUCGUUGCAAUGAAGGAUUCUUCCUCAGCGAUAAUCAGCACACCUGCAUUCAUCGUUCAGAAGAAGGUGUGAGCUGCAUGAAUAAGGAUCAUGGUUGUGCCCAUAUCUGCAAAGAAGCACCAAAAGGAGGAGUGGACUGCGAAUGCAGACCUGGAUUUGAACUGGCCAGGAACCAAAGAGACUGCAUUUUGACUUGCAAUCAUGGAAAUGGAGGCUGCCAGCACAGUUGUGAAGAUGCAGAAGAUGGGCCUCUCUGUGGAUGUCAUCCAGAGUACACAGUGCAUGCCAAUGGAAAAACAUGUAUUGAAAGAGUAGAAGCAACCACAGAAAUCUCUGAAAACAAUGUUACAGCAGGAGCUGAUGCAGACAAACGAGUGAAGCGGCGACUGCUUAUGGAAACCUGUGCAGUAAAUAAUGGCGGCUGUGAUCGUACCUGUAAGGACACUUCAACAGGCGUCCACUGCAGUUGUCCUAUUGGCUUUACUCUUCAGCUUGAUGGGAAGACAUGUAAAGACAUUGAUGAAUGCCAGACCAGUAAUGGUGGAUGCGAUCAUUUUUGUAGAAACACAAUUGGUAGUUUUGAUUGCAGCUGCAAAAAAGGUUUUAAAUUAUUAACUGAUGAAAAAUUGUGUCAAGACAUUGAUGAAUGUUCUUUUGAAAGGACAUGUGACCAUUUGUGCAUCAAUCAUCCAGGCACUUUUGAAUGCAUUUGCAAUGAAGGAUACAUUCUUUUUGGCUUCACACAUUGUGGCGAUAUCAAUGAAUGUAGCAUGAAUAAUGGAGGCUGCCAGCAUAUCUGCAUAAAUACACUGGGUAGUUAUCAGUGCCACUGUAAUGCCGGGUAUAAAUUACACUGGAACAAAAAGGACUGUGUGGAAAGGCCCUUGUCUGAUGUCCUUUCUCCCAAAGUAUCUCUGCACUGCAUUAAGACUGCUGGAAAUGAUAGAUGCUUUUUAAUCUGCCCCUCAGAUGUCCAUUUUACUUCUGGCCUGGAAGAUUCCUAUACUAUAAAAUGUGGCAACCCUUUAUCACCCAAGAAAAAAAUACAAAAUCCAAAUGAAUCAACUAUUUUAGAUCUUUCUAUCAUCAGGACAACUGUAACUUUUACGUUUAAUCAAGGAAAAUGUAACUUGAAAAAGAGUAAGAUGUUUCAGGCUGCUCUUCAUCGUGUAAUACCAGAGAAACAUAAUUCAGUAACGGAGAACUUCUACUAUGUAAACCUAACAUGCAGUUCUGGCAAGAAAACUGUUGGAGACCUCGGCAGAAUGAAGGCAGCUAGAGAAAUGUUUAUAUCUGCAGACUUUGAGCUUGAAACAGACCAAAAGGAGGUGGCAGAUACCUGUAAUUUGAGCUGUGCACGUAAAAGGACUGAGAAAAGGCUUCGUAAAGCUAUUAGAACUUUGCGGAAGGUCAUCAACAAAGAGCAGUUCCAUAUUCGCCUGUCCGGUGUAGAUCAUGGUGUGGCCCGAAAGCCUCUCAGAGCAGUAGAUAAUCAGGAUCCCUGCAGCCUAGGUCAAAAACAUGUGGAUAACAAAUGUGCUAGCUGCAGUGUUGGAACAUAUUUUGAUGGGGAACAAGAAAAUUGUAUUUUAUGUCCUAAUGGAACUUAUCAAGACAAUGAAGGUCAAAUUGUCUGUGAACCUUGCCCAAAUCUUCAACAUUCUGGGGACUCAAAAGCAAUUGGUGCUCGCAGUAUAUCUGACUGUGGAGGGCAGUGUUCCCCAGGUGAAUAUUCAGCCGAUGGAUUUAAGCCCUGUCUUUCAUGCCCUUCUGGGACAUACCAGCCUGAACCAGGUCGAACAUCUUGUUUUACAUGUGGAGGUGGUCUGAUGACAAAAAUUACUAGUGCAACAAUGUUUCAGGAUUGUGAGACUAAAGUGCAGUGCUCACCUGGACACUUUUACAAUACAACUACUCAUCGUUGUAUCCGCUGCCCAAAUGGAACAUAUCAACCUGAGUUUGGACAAAAGUACUGUAUUUCAUGUCCUGGAAACACAACUACUGAUUAUGAUGGAUCGACAAACAUAUUGCAUUGCAAAGACAGACAUUGUGGGGGUGAGCUUGGAGAGUUUACUGGAUACAUUGAGUCCCCAAACUAUCCUGGAAAUUAUCCUGCAAACACUGAGUGUACUUGGACUAUAAAUCCACCUCCUAAGCGCCGCAUUUUGAUUGUGGUUCCUGAAAUAUUUUUACCAAUAGAAGAUGAAUGUGGAGACUACUUGGUGAUGAGAAAAAGUUCUUCCUCCAAUUCUGUGACCACAUAUGAAACCUGCCAAACCUAUGAACGCCCUAUAGCUUUCACUUCCAGGUCCAAAAAGCUAUGGAUCCAGUUCAAAUCAAAUGAAGGCAAUAGUGCAAAAGGAUUCCAGGUCCCUUAUGUAACCUAUGAUGAGGAUUAUCAAGAACUAAUAGAAGAUAUAGUCAGAGAUGGUAGACUUUAUGCAUCAGAAAAUCACCAAGAGAUCCUUAAGGAUAAGAAGCUGAUAAAGGCGUUGUUUGAUGUCUUGGCCCACCCACAGAAUUACUUUAAGUAUACAGCACAAGAAUCUAGGGAAAUGUUUCCAAGAUCUUUUAUUCGACUGUUGCGCUCUAAGGUCUCCAGAUUUUUGAGACCUUACAAAUAAUGUUUAUUACAUUUUUUUAAAAAAACUUUGAGUUCUUAACUGUACAGGCUCGUUUUAUAUUCUUUUCAUAGGGCAGUCUGGAGGAAACUGAUGAGCCAAUUGUAUACAACAUGUAUAUUUUAAAUUAAAUAUAUAAUUAUUUCAUUUCAUGAGGUUUUUUCCCCUUUUUUCUCAUUUUCCACUGGUGACUGUCUGUUUUAGAAAAGUUGCCCAAUUGUCUUGAAAGUGAUGCAAGGAUGAACUAAUCAUGAUUAAGUGGAUAUUCUUGAAAAGCAAUUUUUGAAAUUUCAUGAUGGCAGCAGUUUAAAAGAGUGGAUCCACCAUUUUGGAAAUAUCCAAUCAGUUCACCUUGGAAUUUCAAAGAUGAAGAAGGCAGCACAAGCUUAAAUGUUGCUGUGAUGAGAAAGGAAUGGUUUUCAAAGUGUAAUUUCAAACCAAACCAAAGAAUGAUGUGAGUCUUGUGCUUUUUCAUUAAAAAGAAAUAGUACAAUAGACUUUCAAGUGGAUUUUAAAGUGAAAAUAAACUUUUUUUUAAUACAGAAUCCAUUAUUUCUCAAGAUUCUGGUAGCCAAUUCAAUAUUUAUCAUUUAUUUGAGUUACCCUGGAAGAAAAGUGAAGAUUUAUGUUCUCAGACAUUCCAAUACAAAAUGAAUAAAAACUGUGUGUCAGGGAUGGGGGGAUUCCCAUGGGGAAUAAUUCUCUUAUUCAUGUAUGUAGGCAAUGAUAAGUAUUUUUAUAUGACAUUUCACUGUAUAAAUAUGUUAAGUUUAUGUUUAAAAAUUACCUUUAAAAAGAUAAUUUAAAUAAAGAAAAUACAGUACAUUUGUAUGGCUGGGAUAGGAUUAUGUUAUGAUAUGCAGUAAAAAAAAGUAAGACAAAUCACAUUAUUCCAUAGCUUCUUUAAUUAAUUUGUCAAUGCUGUAUGUAACUUUGUUCUUUUUUUCCCCACACUCCUGUUCAUAAAUUAUUGACUGAUUUCUUGACAUGCUAUGCAAUAAUUAUAUUAUUUCUAUCCUUGUUUUCCACAAGAGGGCAGCAUGUGGUGCAAAUUUAAUUCUAAAUAAACAGUAUCUUUUGUUUUA
Molecule: messenger RNA, 4208 nt
Organism: Thamnophis elegans (Western terrestrial garter snake)
Lineage: Eukaryota; Metazoa; Chordata; Lepidosauria; Squamata; Natricidae
Gene: SCUBE2
Product: signal peptide, CUB domain and EGF like domain containing 2
Exons: 23
Coding region: 79-3126 (1015 amino acids)
Biological process (GO): signal transduction
Cellular component (GO): cell surface
Molecular function (GO): calcium ion binding
Source: RefSeq, a predicted model, not a curated record